AUGUACAAUCCGUACCAGCAGGGAGGCUACCAACAGGGAUACGGCUAUCAACAGCAGUAUAAUCAGGGUUAUCCUGUCCAACCUCAAUCGACGGGUUUUUACCCGCAAAAUGGACAAAGUGCCCAAGGACUUCCACCUCAGCAACCUGGCCUAUUCCAGGGCCAGCAGACAGGGUUUCAGCCGCAGUUUCAACAGGCGGGCUUCCAAAAUCCUCAGCAAACUGGAUUCCAGAACCAGCAGCAAACUCAACCCCAGCAAUUCCAGCCUCAACAAACUGGGUAUGGAUUCCAGGGAUUCCAGAACACUUAUGAUUCUAGUUACGGUCAACAACAGCAGCAGCAACAGCAACAGCAACAGCAACAAUCGCAGCAAUCGCAGCCUCUUCAAGCUCAGAAAACUGGGUUUUCCGCCGCUCUCGCUGGUGUGUCUGAAAACACUGACUUAAAGAUCCCAUCUAUGAGAUUGUCCUUUAUCACCGUCAAUGAUCAGACCAAGUUCGAACAUUUAUUCAGAACUGCGGUCCCCAAGGGCGAGCAGGCCAUCCUGGGUGACUCUGCACGAGACAUUUUGUUGCGUUCAGGCUUGGCUCCAGUCGCUUUAGCGGAGAUAUGGUCUUUGGCUGACACCAACAAGCUGGGCUCGCUUUUGUUCCCGGAAUUCGCCUUGGCCUUGCACUUGUGCAACUUGGCGUUGCGUGGAGAUCCUUUGCCAGGCUAUUUGCCGGAAAAAUGGCAGAAUGAAGUGCAGAGUUUCGUCGAUGCCAUCUCAUUUGCUGUUCCUGAAGACCCAAACAAGAUUUUGGCUAACACGCCAUUUUCAUCGUUUGGAAGCGAACAGAAACCAAACACCGAUUGGAUGUCCAUGGCUCCACAGGCCACCGGUUCUGCUCCGCUUCCUCCAACGUCUUUUGUGGCACAACCAACUGGGGGUGUGCUUCCACCUGCUGGUUCCUUGACUUCUCAGAGAACUGGCGGAGGCACACUUAUUCCUUUACAGCCUCAGCAGACUGCCAGUUUUGUUCCUGCUCAGAGAACCGGUGGCUUGACGAGUCAGACUACGGGCUACCAGCAACCUCAAUUGAAUGCUCAGACGACCGGUUAUCUGGGUCAGCAACCUCAAUUGAAUGCUCAGACGACCGGUUAUCUGGGUCAGCAGCCUCAAUUGGCAGCGCAAAGAACAGGUUCCAUGCCCCCAACUAGCUUCACUGCCCAACCUACCGGAACGUUCCAGAGCCAGGGAACAGGGUACCAGUCUCAGCAGUCCAACUUCCAAUCUCAGCAGACUCCACUUCAGAGUCAGGGAACUGGCUUCCAAGGUUCUGGCUUCCAACCCCAACAAACCGGAAACUUUCAGUCUCAGGUUGGUUUCCAGCCACAGCAAACUGGUGGGUACUUGCAGUCUCAGCCAACUGGCAAGCCUGGUCAGUGGGGAUUUGUUUCGAUGCCUACUGGUGGAAUUCCUGGUUUGAAUGCCAUGCAGCUGCACUUCUUGCCAAGUUCUCAGGCUCCUAGCAAUAAUUUGCAGAACCAAAUGGGAGGUCAUUUGAAAGAGAAUGUGACUUGGUCAAUCACGAAGCAGGAGAAGCAGAUUUACGAUGGCAUUUUUGGUGCUUGGGACACAACUAGAAGGGGCUAUAUUGAUGGUGAAACCGCAAUCUCUAUUUUUGGAAAGUCGGGUUUAGGUCGUCCAGAUUUGGAGUCGAUUUGGAACUUGUGUGACACAAGUAACAGAGGAAAGUUGAAUAAGGACGAGUUUUCCGUGGCCAUGCACCUUGUUUACCGCAGAUUGAAUGGAUUUGAUAUUCCAUUGAGAUUGCCUCCUGAAUUGGUCCCUCCUUCCGCAAAAUAUUUGCAGGAUUCUGUUGACCUGUUGAAGAACUCUUUGAAAGGUGGUGCUUCAAAGAAGGCUGCUGCUCCACAGAAGCCAAGUACAACUGCUUCCAGAUUCAAAAAUGACGAUGAUAAUGUUGGUUACGUCUCAAACUCUCGUCACAGAAGUAGAAGACCUACUGAUCAGCUGCCAAAUGUGCCUAACUCCAACACCAAUGACUUGACCGUUGCUGAUCUCAAGAAAUUAAUUCGCGAGAAGCAAAUUUUGUUGGAUGCUACUGAUCUGGAAGACCAGCAUAACUCCAUUGCCAACAAGCAAGCAAACGAGACGAAUCAGAGACAAAUUGAGUCCUUGAAAUACCAGAUCAAGGAGGUUCAGUCUCAGAUUAAUAAGCUUGCUCUUGGUGGAAGCCCAGCUGAGAAACGUCAUUUAUUGGAUCAGCUUAACAUCCUCACCAAAGACAAAACUCCCGCCUUGGUUGCUAGGGUCUACGAUGUCAAUUCCGAGAUCGCCAAGGUUAAGACACAAUUAGCUAAAGCGCGCUUGCAAAAGGAGUACCCUGACUGGCAGCCAGACAAGGGUGACGAAAUUGUUGGAACAGGUCCAAAUGGUGAGGUUACUCAAAACGACAUUCGUAAAUUCAAGUCCAAGCAAACAUUGAAGAAACGUAUGGCCGAAUUGACAGGAAAAGCUUACUCGGAUGGUUCUAAUGAGGAUGCCGACCUCAAGUUGCAACAAGAGGUUGACAUGGCCAACCAUGAAAGUCAGAACCAGUCUGCUAUCAUCAGAGAUAUCGAGUCUAGUAUUAAGGAGUUGGAGGAUGGAGCUUCUGUCUACUUGCAGGUUUCAGUCAAGACCGAGACUGGUGAGAACAAAUGGGAGAAAGGAGAAGGUGUUAGCAGUGCUAUGAAGCAUUUCAUUGAUGAAUUGAGCGCAUUCUCUCUGGCUCAGGUUAAACAAUCGACUGCUGGCUCUUAUACUAGUCAGCAAACUAAGCAGACUUCAUCGCCUGCUUCGUCAAGUGAUUCUGCACCACGGAAGAGCGCACCUUCGUACAAAACACCAGAGGAAAGAUCUGCGUACAUCAAGUCUCAGGCGGAAAAGAGAAUGCAAGAGAGAUUGGUUAAGCUAGGCAUUUCCAGAAAGAAGACUACUGAUGGUUUUGAAGACUCACAGCAAGAAACCAAAGAGAUUCCAAGAGAAGCUCCAAAAGCUUCUGAGCAAGUGAAGGCUCCUGAACCUGUUAAGGCUCCAGAAGCCCCAAAAGUUCAAAUCCCUGAGCCAGUGGUACAGUCAAAACAACUGCCAGUUCUAACUCAAACCCCAAAGUCUGCUAAUGGACAAGCUGAAAGCGAAUCUGACGACGAGGAGGAUGCCGAAUACGCAGCAUUGUUGAAGCAGAAGCAAGAAAUGGAAGCUCGUAAGAAAGAGAGAGAUCUUAAAAAAAAGAAGGAUAGAGAAGAGAGAAUGGCCAGAUUGAAGCGUGAAAUGGCAGCCUUGGAGAAUGAUGAAUCUGAUGAAGAACCAGCCAUAUCUGUUCCGCUGUACACUCCUACAAACUCCAAGGCAAAGUCAGAGGCCGUUUCUGAGCCAACAACUGCAACUAAGUCUGUUCCAGUUUUUGAGCCCAAAGGGGAGCAGAAUACUGGUGCACCUUCAGCAAGCCAGAGCGUAGCUUCUCAAGAAACUCAGGGCCCCCACAAGAGCAAUCCAUUUGCUAAGUUUUCCAGUAGCGGAACAACUGAUUCUGCUGCAUCCUCUCUGACUCCAGGUUCUAACACCAAUCCAUUCUUCAAGUCUAAGACAGCUGAACCUGUAGACCAGAAAAAGAUCGACGCGCAGCGAGCAUCACAGCGCGGGUUGGGCUCUGAGAGUUGGAGUGAUGAUGAAGCAGGUGAUUCGUCGGAGGAUGAUGAGCCAAACAGAGCGGGAGCUGCCAAAUUGGCCAGUUUGCUUUUCGGAGGUAUGCCUCAACCCCUUUCUAGGGCUACCACCGGUAAUGCUGGGUUUAGUCAACAGAAUCAACCACCUGCUCCUCAGCAAUCGACGGUACAUGUUCCCCAGGCCCCACCAAUUCCUCAGGCCCCACCAGUUCCUCAGGCCCCACCAGUUCCUCAGGCCCCACCAAUUCCUCAACAGGUAACAGCACCAACUUCUGAGGCUCCUCCAAUUCCUGUGGCUCCACCUCAGGCUCCACAGGCUCCUCGUAGUUCCAAUGAGGAAGAAACGUCUUCUGACUCCGAUGACGAGUUUGCCACACCUUCUCCCCCUACUUACCCAUCCGAUGGUCCAGCUCAGGUGUGGCCUGCUCUUUCGCAGGCUCCUCCCGUUCCAUCUGCUCCACCUGGUCCACCACCUGUUCCAACUCAAGUACCACCAAUCCCAACUGGUGUGCCUCCACCUCCACCACCUCCUCCAACUGGUGUGCCACCUCCGCCAUCUUUCAUGUCUGCUCCAUCUGCACCACCUCCACCUCCAUCAAUGGGAGUGAUAGGUUCUACUGGAGGUGCACCCAACAUUGGUGCUUUAUUGGGUCAGAUUCAGGGUGGAAAGUCGUUGAAGAAGGUCGACGAAAAUGAGAAACAUAUCUCAGAUUCUGCUACAGUUGGUCGGGUAUUAUAA
Molecule: messenger RNA, 4452 nt
Organism: Sungouiella intermedia
Lineage: Eukaryota; Fungi; Ascomycota; Pichiomycetes; Serinales; Metschnikowiaceae
Source: the annotation of a GenBank genome assembly